AUGGCACCUGGAAAGAAGAACAGAGUAUUUGUCAUAGGAGUUGGCAUGACUAAGUGCGGUCCACCUAAAACCUUAAGCUGGGACUUUUCUGCUCUCAUUGGGACAGUUGGAUCAAAAUCCGAGGUGUUGGGGACUGUCGGGCUUAUUUGUGCUCAUGCUGUGUCCAAAGGUGAAAGGGCUCUAGCAGAUGCAGGAAUCCCAUAUUCUGCCAUUGAACAAGCUUGCGUAGGAUACGUCUAUGGUGACUCCACAUGUGGACAAAGGGCCAUUUACCACAGCCUGGGUCUGACCGGCAUCCCCAUUAUCAACGUCAACAACAACUGCUCCACAGGUUCCACUGCUCUCUUCAUGGCACGCCAGCUGGUCCAGGGAGGUCUUUCUGAUUGUGUGCUUGCUCUUGGGUUUGAGAAGAUGGAGAGGGGCUCUCUGUCUGCAAAGUACAUGGAUAGGACAAAUCCCAUGGACAAGCACAUGGAGGUGAUGAUCAACCGCUAUGGGAUGGCAGCAGCGCCAGCAGCACCACAGAUGUUUGGAAAUGCCGGCAGGGAGCACAUGGAGAAAUAUGGCACAAAGCCAGAACACUUUGCCAAGAUUGCCUGGAAAAACCACAAACAUUCCACCAAUAACCCGUACUCCCAGUUCCAGGAUGAGUACAGUCUGGAGCAGGUGAUGAAAUCCAGGAAGGUGUUUGACUUUCUUACGCUCCUGCAGUGCUGCCCUACAUCAGAUGGUGCUGGAGCAGCAGUUUUGGCCAGCGAGCCCUUUGUCAGGAAAUACCACCUGCAGAACCAGGCGGUGGAGAUUGUGGCCCAGGAGAUGGUGACCGACCUGACGUCCACAUUUGAAGAGAACAGCUGCAUUAAAAUGGUGGGGUAUGACAUGUCCCAGCUGGCGGCUAAGAAGUGUUUCGAGGCCGCUGGUCUGAAGCCAAAUGACGUUGAUGUGGUCGAGCUGCACGACUGCUUCUCAGCCAAUGAGCUCAUCACGUAUGAGGCCUUGGGGUUGUGUCCAGAGGGUAAAGCGGGAGAACUGAUUGACAGAGGGGACAACACAUAUGGAGGCAAGUUUGUGAUCAAUCCCAGCGGUGGCCUCAUCUCUAAAGGACAUCCCCUUGGUGCCACAGGUCUGGCCCAGUGUGCAGAGCUAUGCUGGCAGCUCCGAGGGAUGGCCGGGCAAAGGCAGGUCUCUGGGGCAAAAGUGGCCUUGCAGCACAACAUUGGCUUGGGAGGAGCAGUGGUUGUCACACUUUACAAGAUGGGUUUCCCAGAGGAGGCAAGGUGAGCAGGAAUUUAGUUUUUUUCUUCUUCCUUCAGGUCCCGCGUGGGUGCAGUUCUCACCAGCUCAGGCAGCGGUCUGGAAGGGUUUAAAGCUUAUCCUGUCUUUAAAGAGAUUGAAAAACAUCUACAGCAGGAGGGAGCGCAACUUGUUAAGAAGAUUGGCGGAGUGUUUGCAUUUAAAGUGAAGGACGGCCCAGGUGGGAAAGAGGCGACCUGGAUUGUUGACGUGAAAAAUGGUAACGGUUCUGUCACAAACGACCCAGGUAAAAAGGCAGACUGCACAUUAUCCUUGAAUGACGAGGAUCUGCUGGAUCUGAUGACAGGAAAGCUGAACCCACAAACGGCGUUCUUCAAGGGAAAGCUCAAGGUCGCUGGGAACAUGGGCAUGGCUAUGAAGCUGCAGAACCUGCAGAUUGCGCCAGGGAAGGCCAAGCUGUGAGAGCCUUGGCUGUCUUCUUCAUGUUAAACGCAAAUUUGUAGGAACAACUGAAAUCUGCCUGUUUAAUUGAACUAACUGACCGAUGAUUUGUCAAAUACCUUGACAUGCUUGGUGUUGAAAGUCCACUAAGUUUCAUUUCCAGCUGCAGCUUUGAUAUCAGAGCACACUGCAUGGUUCAGUGAUUAUGUCGGUUCUUUAAGCCUAACGUGAUGUGUGAACUACUCACAGCCAGUUCAAAUUACGGAAAUACUCACACGCUGCUCCUUUAAUUUCUUUACUAAUGUAUUCACAAUCUCAAUGUGCCCUAGUCUGUCUGUAAGAAUUGCAUUUGGGGGUUUUUGAGGAAUAAUUUUGCACAAAAUGUACAUCUGUAAAUGAAAUCCAUUUUUUUUGUUUAAAUGAAACGAAUAAAAUCUCUAACAAUUUUUGGAGUUGUUGUAUAAUUGUCCAUAUUUCUAUUUCAUGAUGUAUGAAACGUGUAGAAGAAUCUAAGAUGAAUGAAUUAUGCAACAAAAAUAACAUUUUGUUAUAUAAGAAAGGAAUGAUUAGAGCUGGUGUUGAUACUUUCUACUCUGUCACUGAAUGUUUAGUAAAGGGGGUGUAAGACAAAUCUGCUUGAAAUACCUUCUCUGUGUGUGCAGUUGUAUCUGAGGUUUAAAAGGUAAACUGGUAUAUGCACUAGAAAAAUAUAAGGAAAUAAAGGAUU
Molecule: messenger RNA, 2422 nt
Organism: Pundamilia nyererei
Lineage: Eukaryota; Metazoa; Chordata; Actinopteri; Cichliformes; Cichlidae
Gene: scp2a
Product: sterol carrier protein 2a
Exons: 16
Molecular function (GO): acyltransferase activity, transferring groups other than amino-acyl groups
Source: RefSeq, a predicted model, not a curated record